Molecule: messenger RNA, 1812 nt
Organism: Solanum dulcamara
Lineage: Eukaryota; Viridiplantae; Streptophyta; Magnoliopsida; Solanales; Solanaceae
Exons: 2
Coding region: 297-1529 (410 amino acids)
Source: RefSeq, a predicted model, not a curated record
UUAAAUAAAAAAUUGUUUCGCUGCAGUAAAUAUUCUUUGAUUAAGCCCUUCAAAAGCAGUGUUGAAAACUCAUCCCAAGACUAAAAAAAGGAACUUAUCAACAUGUUGCCUAGCCAGCUGGUUUCUAUGCCCAAUAAGAGUUGCCUUAGUUGUGUAAUCUCAUUAAGUUUGACUAUUCUUCAUGUACAUGUCAAUAGAAAAGAAGAUUAUUAACAUGACAUAUAUAUCUCCUCGAAAGAAAAUUGAUAGACAGAAAUUAAGCAAAGUUGGCAAUUUAUUUUUAUUUUUUGCUGAAAAUGUAUGUAACAAGGCCUAUGUCUUACUACCAAAAGAAUCCAGAUGCUCUUUCAUUACCUCCUGAAGGUCCAAAUUCAGGUUACUUAGUAAUUCAAGAUGAGGAAUCUGAAACAUAUUGUUGUUUUGGACUUUGCAAAAAUUAUGAUAUCAUGGACAUGCCUUUCCCUCAGAACAAGAAGCUGACUGUUCGAUACACAUCGGGUUCUGCUGAGCACAGGAGAGUUAGCAGGGACGAUGUAAUGUUGGGUUCUGCUGAGCACAGGAGAGUUAGCAGGGACGAUGUAAUGUUCAUUCCAGUUCUUAAUAAGCCAUUGUCUUCCAAUCAGUAUUAUGCUAUCAAACAUCAUGGAAAGCGCAAGGGACAAGCGUUUACUUGUUCAAAGGAAGAAGACAAGCAAACCUGUUGUUUCUGCAGAUCUGUACGAGACGUUAAACCAAAGCCAUUAGAUCCAGAGGAGACAUAUCAGCAGUUUGAGAUCUGUUUAUAUGAUACAGGUUGCAAUGCCAAAGGUAACUUUUUUGCCAAGUCUCUUGCACCUGACGGUUUUCCACCGUACUUUCUAAGGCGAAAAGGUUGGCAUCUUCUUGCCGAAACUCCUAAAAGUUAUGAAUUAAACCAUGAUGCUCUAGGCCUCAAUGCUGAGUUGAGGCAACAACUUCCAGGAUUCAAUUUCACACCAUCUUGUAAAAGUUCUGAAGUUGUUGUCGUGGGGAAAUGGUAUUGUCCUUUCGUGUUUAUCAAAGAUGGAACAGAACUUAAAGAACAGAUGAAGAGAUCAAUGUUCUAUGAAAUGACACUUGAGCAGAGAUGGGAGCAGUUUUUCACUUGCCAAAAUGACAAAAUUAAUGAAGGGAAUUCAGUACUUGUGGAUGUUGCACUUGACACAGAAGUUGUCCUCAUAGCUGAAACUAAUAAAGCAACAUGGGAUGAUAGAAACGUCGUUCAAGGAGUAAUAUGGUUUAGAAGCUAUGGUAAAGAUGGAAAUGAAGCAACAAGUUUGGGAUUGAGACGAGAAAUCGUUCAAAGAAUGAAAUGGGAACAAGAAAGAGGUGGAUGGCAAAAUCAAGGGAGGAUCAAACAAGUUGAAGAAAACAGAGAAAAUGGUACUAAAUGGAAAAGAUUCAGUUGCUAUGUUUUGGUUGAGAGGUUUGUGUUGAGAAGAAUGGAUAGAAGCUUAGUGAUGACUUAUGAUUUCAAACACAUUGACAAGGUUAAAAGCAUAUGGGAGUAAGACAGUGUCAAUGUUUCUGUGUGCAUGUGUGACCUAUGUGGCUCGGACUCCCAAAAAAUGUUGCCGCACUUGCAUUGAGUCCUACAAAUACUCUACUUUUGGAAGAUCUGACACAAACCCGGUGGCAUUUUUGAAGAGUCCAAGAAACAUAUUGUGUGAUUAUGAUUUAUUUUUUUUAUUGAAGGUAAUGUAUCAAAUUAUAUCAGUGUGAUUUAACAGAUUGUAGUAGGUUGUUACUCUAUUUUCCAUUUUGCAAUAUCAGACUUACUAUGAAGAGUACAUG